Paramecium tetraurelia is the source of this 849-nucleotide messenger RNA. RefSeq lists its product as uncharacterized. The transcript is spliced from 6 exons. NCBI's taxonomy places the organism in Eukaryota, Ciliophora, Oligohymenophorea, Peniculida, Parameciidae. The record is from RefSeq and is a predicted model, not a curated record.
AUGUCUAAUAGGUCUAGCGAUAUCUAAUAACCUUAUGCUUUAAACAGCAAAUCAUUCAGCCUUUUAAGAAGUGUUGGACAAUUUGCAAAUUCAAGUGAUUUCGGAAAUAAAUUAUUUGGAGAGCAUUAAGCAUUUAUUUAAAAGGGGCAACACUUUAGGAUUUGGAAGAACAUGUGGAAGAAUUAAGAAAACAUUUAGCUGACGAUUAGGCAGAAGAUGAAAAAUACUUAAAUGAAUAACAACAACCUCUCGAAUCUGGAUUAUAAGGUUUAGUCAAUGAAGUACAUGAAUUAAAGGAAGCAGGGCAGCUAAAAAAUAUCAGUUUUGAAUCAAUAAUAAUAAAUUAUUGAUAAUCUCUUCUCUUAAGAUUAAACAUCAUAUUAAAAAAGACUUGCCAAUUAAAAUGUAAAACUAGAAACAAUAUCUCUUUUGAUUGAGAGAGUACAUGCACUUUCAACCGAAGGUCAUAGUCUCAUUGAAAAGGAUAAUCUUCUUGAAGAAAUUAAAUAAAUGGGCAGAGGAAAACAUGUUGAAGUAUUGGCUCAAAUAACUCCUCAUUUAGAUACUGAAUAAGUGGAAAAGGUUUUAAAUCUUUUAGGCAGUCUUAACAAGGCAGUGCUUGCUAGUUUAGAAGCUGAUGAAGCCUAAGAACAAGAAAAUAUUAGAUUAUCACUGCACAUUACUAGCAAUUGGAUAAUCAUUUUGAAUAAAAAGAUUAUGAACUAAGAAGUUGGGCAAAAGUUGUAAGAUAGAAAUGAUUCGAUACAAUUCAUAUUGGAUAGAGUUAGGGAAGCUUAAUAAUUAUUAAAUGAUAAUUUGGAUAGAAUUGCCAGAUGGUCAUAAGAAUGA